Opisthorchis viverrini is the source of this 474-nucleotide messenger RNA. RefSeq lists its product as hypothetical. The record is from RefSeq and is a predicted model, not a curated record. The transcript has 2 exons. The annotation marks the transcript as partial. Lineage: Eukaryota; Metazoa; Platyhelminthes; Trematoda; Opisthorchiida; Opisthorchiidae.
AUGAAUUUGCACUUUGAAGGUGCCAGGCGCAUGCCAAAAGAUGGUAUUUCUGAUGCGGAGAAGGAUACUUUCUAUCGAGAGCUAUCCGGGCCCAUUCGUCAGGCAAAAAGCACUGACAUUGUGAUCCUUGCAGGCGAUUUGAAUGCUCAAGUAGGUCGUCUGAGCUCCUCGGAAUCACAUUUGGGUGGUCGAUUCGGAGUCGAUGCUCGCCGCACAGACAACGGAGAUCGACUCCUUCAGUUGUGUGCUGAUCACGAACUGUUUCUGGCAACUCCUUUUUCAACCCCUCUACUUGACAACCCACUGACAGUGCUGGAUUUAUGCACCAAUUUACCAGCUCGCGCGUGCAAUGCGAAGCUACCUACCCCCCCCCCCCAAAUCAUCGGUGAACGAAACUGCGGCAGCUACAACCAGUGUACGACGAGUACGCGGUUAUUACAUCUGACAAUGAUGAUGAAAGGAUGCUAUGAUGGU